This is a messenger RNA of Laccaria bicolor S238N-H82, 204 nucleotides long. RefSeq lists its product as uncharacterized. Lineage: Eukaryota; Fungi; Basidiomycota; Agaricomycetes; Agaricales; Hydnangiaceae. Bases 1 to 204 code for a protein of 67 amino acids. The transcript has a single exon. The record is from RefSeq and is a predicted model, not a curated record.
AUGAUCCUGACUUGGGUCACGUACGCCGUCCCACGUUUGCGCAACCACAAGCCUUCCGAUCUACGAUAUCUGUCAUUGGGGACAAAUUUUGCGAUGGCUACCGCCGCGUUCAACCUUUGUUCUAAACACAUCCUCCUCAACGUCCGUCGGACCUGUCUUAACAGCAGCGGAACGGCGGCCCGUUGGCUGGGUAGUACGUUUUAG